Messenger RNA from Tachysurus fulvidraco (yellow catfish), 1133 nucleotides. Its product is annotated as polyubiquitin-like. The coding region runs from base 171 to 638 and encodes 155 amino acids. NCBI's taxonomy places the organism in Eukaryota, Metazoa, Chordata, Actinopteri, Siluriformes, Bagridae. Gene Ontology annotation, biological process: protein ubiquitination; modification-dependent protein catabolic process. Gene Ontology annotation, molecular function: ubiquitin protein ligase binding; protein tag activity. Gene Ontology annotation, cellular component: nucleus; cytoplasm. The transcript has 2 exons. The record is from RefSeq and is a predicted model, not a curated record.
AUAUCUCCCAUUGGUUAACUUGUAGAUAAGGGGCGUGGCUGUGGAUCUGAUGCCUGCUAUUAGAUUGCGGUCCUCUGUGGAAAUGAGCCUCAGUUGGGUUUGGUUCUGAAAAAGGAAACAGAGCACAGAUAAGUGCAUCAUUUACUCAAAGGUCAUCAAUAGGGGAAACAAUGGAACUCAUCAUCAAAGACAUAAGUGGAACAACGCAGCUUGUGAAUGUGCUGCCAAGUACCACCAUUGGUGAACUGAAGCAGCAUAUUGCCCCUCACUUUGGGGCAAGAGCCUCACGCCUGAAGCUUUCAGCCCUCAGUGGUCAGAUCCUGGACAAUGACCAGAUGACCGUGAGCCAAUACAGUCUGAGUUCAGAAUCCACUGUGAUGCUCCUGAUCUCCACAAGCCCCAUGCCCUUUCAGGUGUUUGUGAAGAAUGAGAUGGGACAGAUGAGGACAUAUGACACCACUGAUGAAGUAACCGUUGAUCAGUUGAUGAUGAAUAUCUACCAGAAAGGGCGAACACCAGUGGACCAGCAGCGGCUGAUCUACAAUGGACAACAGCUCCAGUGUGGCAAUAAACUGCAGGAUUAUGGCAUUGGUCCAGAAAGUACCAUUUUUAUGACCCUCCGUCUGCGUGGAGGCUGAUGAGACAAAAACACAUGGACAUAAUUUUUGUCUUAUUUAACACCACAGAACAAAAUAUUAAUAUAAUAAUGAUAAUAAUAAUAAUAAUAAUAAUAAUAAUAAUAAUAAUAAUAAUAAUAAUAAUAAUAAUAAUAAUAAUAGUAAAAGUACUGUGUAUGUUGCAUGACUGAUUCAGUUACAAUCAGCUCAUUCUCAUAUUUAACCCCCAAGUAAUCACAUCUGUAAACCUAUUUACUUCUCUUUCCUGACAAACUUCUGCAGACACUUUAGACACACACUUAGAAAAUUAUCUUAAUGGUCAAAUUUAUUUAUUGAUUUAUGUAUUGUUGUUAUUUAUUAUUUAAUGACAUCUGUAUAACCAUCUUUAUAAUAUCAAUAAUAAUCUAUCUUGUUGUUUAGUAAUAAGACCAAAACAUACUUUUGAUUUUAAGUGGGAAAUGCUGUAACUUAUAUAUUGUACUCUUGCUUUUCUGUGUAUUUCUUACUGAUAAAUUC